AUGAUGCGCAAAAAGGUGAGAGCCGCCUCGUCGUCUUAUUCGCCUCAUUCGUUUCCUCCGGAGCGCAUCGUCCCUCUCACGAGCGGCAUUUCCUUGGAUUUCUCUGACCGUGUGUGGUGGACGUGCGUGUGUUGGUGGCAGAACAUGCUGGUGGUGGGCGACUCCAUCAUGAUGAACUUCUACGAGUCGCUGCUCUGCCUCAUCAACACAGGCGGAUACAAGGGCGAGGAGUUGUCCCUUUCCACCAAUGCCACAUUCGAUAUCCGCCGCGUUCGCUUCUCCGCGUUCUCCGGCUCCAUCGACUUCUACUUCGCGCCGUACCUGGUGCGCGCCAGCAAGUUAUCCAAGGACAGCAGCGGCAAGGCGGGCGGCGGGCACGCGCACGACGUGUACGUGGACGAGGUGGACCCGACGCUCGCCAAGAUCCUGCCCGACUAUGACGCCGUGGUGCUCGGCACCGGCAUCUGGUGGCUGCAGAACAAGCCCGGCUUUCGCGAGCCCAACCAGUUCUUCGCCAACGGCGAGCACCGCAACCUCACCAACUCGGCGGCGCACACGUGGGGCAUCUCGACCGUCGCGAAGUAUAUUAAGUCGAGCCACUACAGCGGCGUGCCAUACUUCCUCUCCUACUCUCCCAAGCACGGCGGCCGCGGCGCACCGCAGCCUGGCGUGAAGAACAAGAAAAAGGGACCUGAAUUCCCGGAGUGGGUGGGCGCGUGCGGUGCGCGCGGCCCCAUCGACGAGGAGGAGAAGAUAAAGUACGUGAACACGCUGCCCUCCGCCAAGGCGUAUGCCGACGCGCAGCAGGUGACUCUGGCGGGCACGCCGGUCCGCUUCCUCCCCGUGACGCAGAUGAGCGAGGUACGCCCCGACGGGCACCUUGGCGUGUGGUGGCAGCCGCGAAACCAGACGGGUCCGGACUCGCCAGGGGGCAGGAAGGAGUCGCCCUUCACUGGUGAUUGCACGCACUGGUGCCUGCCUGGCGUGCCAGACGCCUGGGUGGAUGUCCUCUUUACCAACAUGAAGUUCGAGAAUAACUUCCAAUAG
Messenger RNA from Closterium sp. Naga37s-1, 1047 nucleotides. NCBI's taxonomy places the organism in Eukaryota, Viridiplantae, Streptophyta, Zygnematophyceae, Desmidiales, Closteriaceae. The record is from the annotation of a GenBank genome assembly.